Centropristis striata (black sea bass) is the source of this 3728-nucleotide messenger RNA. Its product is annotated as protein phosphatase 3 catalytic subunit alpha-like. The transcript has 13 exons. Gene Ontology annotation, biological process: calcineurin-NFAT signaling cascade. The coding region runs from base 29 to 1507 and encodes 492 amino acids. Gene Ontology annotation, cellular component: cytosol; calcineurin complex; cytoplasm. The record is from RefSeq and is a predicted model, not a curated record. Gene Ontology annotation, molecular function: calmodulin binding; calmodulin-dependent protein phosphatase activity. Lineage: Eukaryota; Metazoa; Chordata; Actinopteri; Perciformes; Serranidae.
CCCCUUCCCCCUGGCCCACCGGCUGACCAUGAAGGAGGUGUUUGACGCUGAAGGCCGGCCGCGGGUGGACCUGCUCAAAGCUCACCUCACCAAGGAGGGCCGCCUGGAGGAGGCCGUGGCCCUGCGCAUCAUCGAUGAGGGCGCCGCCAUCCUGCGCCAGGAGCGCACUAUGUUGGACAUUGAGGCGCCAGUCACGGUGUGUGGAGAUAUCCACGGCCAGUUCUUCGACCUGAUGAAGCUGUUUGAAGUGGGAGGCUCUCCUGCCAACACACGCUACCUCUUCCUAGGGGACUAUGUGGACAGGGGCUACUUCAGUAUCGAGUGUGUGUUAUACCUGUGGUCACUGAAAAUCCUCUACCCAAAGACACUCUUUCUUCUACGGGGAAACCAUGAAUGUAGACAUCUGACAGAAUAUUUCACCUUCAAACAAGAAUGUAAGAUCAAGUACUCGGAGCAGGUGUACGACUCCUGCAUGGAGGCGUUUGAUUGCCUGCCCCUGGCAGCCCUGAUGAACCAGCAGUUCCUGUGUGUGCAUGGGGGGCUUUCACCAGAGAUCCACACGUUGGACGACAUCAAGAAGUUGGACCGGUUCAAGGAGCCCCCAGCGUUUGGGCCCAUGUGCGACCUGCUGUGGGCCGACCCCCUGGAAGACUUUGGCAACGAGAAGACCCAGGAGUACUUUGGCCACAACACAGUUAGAGGCUGCUCCUAUUUCUACAGUUACCCAGCAGUGUGUGAGUUCCUACAGACCAACAACCUGCUGUCAAUCAUCAGAGCGCAUGAAGCACAGGAUGCUGGGUAUCGUAUGUACAGGAAGAGUCAGACCACAGGUUUCCCCUCUCUCAUCACAAUCUUCUCUGCUCCAAACUACCUGGAUGUCUACAACAACAAAGCGGCGGUGCUGAAGUAUGAAAAUAACGUGAUGAACAUUCGUCAGUUCAACUGCUCUCCUCACCCCUACUGGCUGCCCAACUUCAUGGACGUCUUCACCUGGUCGCUGCCUUUUGUGGGAGAAAAGGUGACUGAGAUGCUGGUCAAUGUGCUGAGCAUCUGUUCUGACGACGAACUCAUGAACGACGGGGAGGAGAUCUUUGAUGCCAGUGCAGCAGCAGCCAGGAAAGAGGUGAUCAAAAACAAGAUUCGAGCCAUCGGGAAAAUGGCUAAAAUGUUCUCUGUUCUACGGGAGGAGAGUGAGAACGUGUUGACCCUGAAGGGACUGACUCCUACAGGCAUGCUGCCCAGCGGAGUGCUGUCUGGGGGCAAACAGACCUUACAGAGCGCUACCAUUGAGGCCAUUGAAGCCAUCGAGACAGUUAAGGACGCUGAAGCCAUCCGAGGCUUCUCUCCGCAGCAUCGGAUCAGCAGUUUCGAGGAGGCCAAAGGUCUGGACCGGAUCAACGAGAGGAUGCCCCCGCGACGCGACGCCGUCAACAGCGUGGGCCUGUCAAUGGGCCGCAUGAACAUGGGAGAGCCCAAUGGGACCGACAGCAACAGCAAUAUACAGUGAUGGACAUCUACUCCCACGUGCCCACACACAUACCUGCAGUUACAACAACUCUGAUUUGGUACCAUAUUUAUAGAUACGUGUACAUAGGCAUAUAUACACAAGAGAAAUGCACCACACACACACAGUAUUACAUACAUUAGAUAGGCUACAUCACACACACACACACACAUGAUUAUCUACCCCAUUCCUGUUGCCCUCAGUUGUAUGUAAAGGCAUGAGCAUACCCGGACUUUACCACCAAAGGCUGAGUCUCUCCAGUGAACUGAUCAGCUCUAGUUAGAGAACUACAACUCCCAGUGAACCUGCACAACAACAGGAAAGAAACUACAAAAACACUCCCCAUGCAAAACAGGAGGAGCUGCUGUUCACCGUGUGUGUUGGGGAUCACCAGUGGGUUGACAGUGUCAGCAUGACGUGGCUGUGUUGGUGGUGUGUGUUAGUGUCAGGCGGGGUCAAGUGUUUGCACGAGGGGGAGGGGGGGCUGGGAAGUUCAAGAUAUGUAUGCUUCUUUUUCCUGUUUGGAAGUGGAAUCAAACUUUUCUAGAGUUGUGGAUAUGCCUGCCUGCGUGCGUGCACAUGCUUCAACAUGUAAAAUGUCUGUGCGGUUCUAUUUGAAACUGUGUUUUCGUUUGCAAAAACACGAACUGGUCAUCGUCGCCGUCAACCGGGGCGAGAAAUGUUUUGACGUGUGGUGUGGUAUCUGUUGCCGAGAGAUGUGUUGGAGAUAAUCUCAGCUGCAGUCUAAUCUGAGCCCUCGCUGUUCUUCUUUUCUUCUCGGGAGGAGAUUCCCGUUUGCUUUUGUAGCACUACACUGUACCCAUCCUCCACUUGAAGCCGAGUGCAGGAUGGGUAGGUUCAGGGUGGAUCAGAUUUGAAGCAACCGUUUCUCCCCACCCGUUAGCGUGUAAAUAGGUUACAUAGAGAGGUUUUAUUGCACACGUGAUGCAUAUCACAAGAUGCAAGAUGCAGCAUAGCAGAUGUAGGAUGCUUUAUGUAUGCGAGGGAGCGGGGGGAGUUGAAAUGUGAAGUCAUACUCUAUUCAUUCUCUUUCUACAUCCUCCUUUAUCCCGCCUUGCUGUCUGCUACCAAACAGCAGUCACGGCCUGGGAAUCUCCGGCCUCAAAAGCAGGAAUAAUAUUUCACAGUAAACAGACUCUUCAGGUUAAGGCAGCAGCCGAGACAACAAGAAGAAGUCAUAAGAAAAGGUCUUUGUAAAGCAUUUAUAUUAACGCAUCAGUGCAUGCAGAGUUAAGUUCUUUGAUAAUAAUGUGAAGAUUAUAUUUGUGCUCUGUGUUUCACUAUGGUAGGAUUUUUUUUUCUUUUUUGUUUUUCUGGCUAAUAUAAAUGAACUGAGGAAUAAUGAAUAAUUUAUUUUGUACAUAAUGUUAAUUUAUUUUUUGUAUUCAUUUUGAGUUCAGUUUUCAUGUUUUUUCUUUCUUCUUUUUCUUUUUCGAAACCUGUGUUAUUCCUGUUUCUUUCGGCGCUGUACAGAAUGACAGUACGCUUCUAUUCAAAGUGUCAAGUCCACGUUCUCUCCUCUCUCUUCUUUGUCGGUGUACAGGAGUUGUUUUUAAAAACGAUAAAUAUGAAUAACGAUAAAACAAAUAUUAAACUAGCAUUGAUGAAUGACCAUACUAUAUUCAGAGGCACAGGCAUUCAGGCAGCCAAAAGCAUGAUUGCAUGGUUAAAAUUUGUGCUGUUUUUAAAGCAAAAAGCAGCAAGACACAUUUUAACAGAAGAGCCGGUGUGUUGCCGUCACAAUUUAAAGGAAAAAAGUGUACUCUCUCUCUCUCUGAUCAUAAUUAUUGAUGAUUCCUCUUGUUAUUUGAUGAUAUUUAUGAUUCUAUGAUUAUUAUGAUUCUAUUUAUUAUGGACAUUAUUCUUAAUAUUUAAGCUCUCUCUCUCUGCUGGUUGCUCUUCAUGUUGCGUUGCUCCUUGGUUGAUCUUGUUGUGCUUCUUUGGGAGAGGUGAACCCCCCUGGGAGACCCUGUGCCAUAGAAAUUGUGCCACGGUUCUUACUUUCUCUCUCUCUUUCUCUCUCUCUCUCUCUUUCUCUCUCUCUCUCUAUAUAUCUCUCUCUCUAACUCUCUCUCUCUCUCUCUCUCUCUCGCUCUUUCUUUCUGCUCUCUUUCUGUUUUGACUCCCCAGUCACUAACACUGUAAGCAUGCCCCAUGGGACGAUCCACUUUUUUACUCUUGAAUAAAAUAUGCAUGAACCUUU